Caenorhabditis briggsae is the source of this 1257-nucleotide messenger RNA. The record is from RefSeq and is a predicted model, not a curated record. The coding region runs from base 1 to 1257 and encodes 418 amino acids. The transcript is spliced from 3 exons. NCBI's taxonomy places the organism in Eukaryota, Metazoa, Nematoda, Chromadorea, Rhabditida, Rhabditidae.
AUGAUCUUCCCAAAACUCAUGAAGUUUACAAUUUUUGCUCUCCUCUUCGGAAUCAUCCAUUGCUCAUCCGUAUGUCCCGAUGGAUAUGCAAUGGUCCUGGACAAGUGUCUAAUGGCCAUCAAGAAUCCAAUGACACAUUCUCAAGCUGAAACCGCUUGUACUUAUACCGGAGGAACCUUGGUUAACAUCAAAAGUGCCAUCGAGAACCGAGCCGUGUCCCAAUUCGCCUCGAACUCUGGAAUCAAUCAAACUUGGAUUGGGUUGUUCUGCUUCGACAAUAAAAACCCUUCGAAAUGUUUCUACGAUGAUUAUUCUGGAACUUCUGCCCUCUAUGACAAUUUUGCCAGUGGUUACCCCAUGGUUGAUGGUAUUUAUGGUGGAUGUGUCUAUACUUCAACCAGUGGAUCGUUGGCUGGUAGAUGGGUCAGUGUCAAAUGUGAAGCAGAGAGUAUGCCAUUCAUUUGUGAAAUGCCGAUUUCUACUUAUGAUGCUUCCUGCCCUCACAACUACAAUGAUUUCUGCUAUCUCAAAUCCUCUGAAAUGCCAAUUGCCACUGGAAAAUUCGGAGACGCCUUAAAAAUCUGUGAGGCUCAAAAUGGCUCUCUCGUUUCAAUCCAUUCAAAACGAGAAAUCGACUAUAUCAAAAGUCUCUACAGAGAUCAAACUAGCAUUCGGACCAUCUUGAUUGGAGCUCAACUAGUUCUCCCGAACCUCUAUUCCUGGACUGAUGGCUCUAAUUUCGAAAGCUUCGAUUAUAGAGAUCCUUUGAGUUCUGCAUCCAAUAAUGAUAACAAGUGCCUCUUCAUGGAUAUUUCAUCAGGAUUAUGGUCCAGUGGCACUUGUGACUAUAUUGGGAGCUCCUUCCUGUGCAAAAUUCCACUCUCCGUCGUUCCAACUCCCCAGUCUGAAAUUUUGUCGGAAAGCAACCCUUCAGACUUCUCCAAAUGCAAUACCACUUUUCUAAUGGCUCCUGGAGAAUUCACUUCUUAUGGAUACCUUAGCACUGAUCCAGCUGAGCCACCGGUUUACUGUACAUGGAAAAUCGUCACCACUGGUGCUUACAAAAUGAGAUUGUUCUUCACUGAUGUCAACACUUAUAACCCCAUCUAUGUCUAUGCAGAAAAUGGAAACGAAAUCGAACGGGUUAGAUACAGUUCAUCCUCUGUGAUUUCUCGAUCCAACAUCGUGAAUGUGGCAUUCCAAGCGUCUGGACGUCCUGGUUACACUGGAUUCAAAGCUGUGGUUCUGGCUUAUUGA